AUGUCGGCUAUCUAUAACAAUCCCCUCCACCCUCCCAUCCCCUCCACCUUUCAAUCACCAUUCAACGCUCUAAGUGGCGCCGUCGUCUGUUCAGCCAACGCGCCUCCCUUCGUUUCCCCCUUCCGCCGCCGCCUCCCUCAAAUUCCUUAUACCCCUUCGAGUAAAUGGCGCAACGUUACCGGACGCACGAAUUUGGUUCAUUCUCCCGUACAUUUUGAUUAUCUGGGGUACACAAGGCAGGGUGUACCGAUGCGCGAGCUGAGCACGCGUGGCGCGCAUGCGCUCUCGAGCAUGAUCGUAGGCGCGACCGAUCAAGUUUUUGUUCAUACAGGACUUUCGCGGAUCACGCUCUAUAUAAUCUGGCCGGGAUAUGAGCAUGUCGACUGGAGACGCUCAAUAGAGAUCAUGGUCAAUGGCCCCAUGACACGCGCACAACUUGGAGCUGUUGUUGCAUCGAACUUUGCUCGUUUUAUCGAGAUGACCCGAAAUGAGCGAUCCACCUGUUCUGACUAUAAAAUAGGCACAUCUGGUAUUCUCUUCGAGCACCUUGUCCUCGUUGGACUUCACAACGUCUUUGAAGACGCCUGGCAAGCGGAUGUCGCCGUUGAUCGCCGCUGA
Molecule: messenger RNA, 618 nt
Organism: Laccaria bicolor S238N-H82
Lineage: Eukaryota; Fungi; Basidiomycota; Agaricomycetes; Agaricales; Hydnangiaceae
Exons: 3
Coding region: 1-618 (205 amino acids)
Source: RefSeq, a predicted model, not a curated record